Molecule: messenger RNA, 951 nt
Organism: Orbicella faveolata
Lineage: Eukaryota; Metazoa; Cnidaria; Anthozoa; Scleractinia; Merulinidae
Product: NPC intracellular cholesterol transporter 2-like
Biological process (GO): sterol transport
Molecular function (GO): sterol binding
Source: RefSeq, a predicted model, not a curated record
GUUCAUGUGCUCGUCAGUUUGAUCUGAGCGAACAAGCUAUUGCUGGAAAGAAACGCGGAAAAUGGUCGCAGACAAAGUAGCCGUCAUUGUGUGCUGUCUCUUGGUGCUUUGCAGCCCCUUAGCAGCCGGAACCAUUAUCAAAUUCGCUAACUGUUCUGACGUAACAGCGUUAGAGGGAAAACUUAUCUCGGUCGACUUGACUCCAUGUCCGAGUCAACCGUGCGUCUUUCACAAAGGAACCAAUGUGACUGCCACGAUCAAGUUUUCUCCAGAAGAAAUGGUCACCGAUGGAACCUUGCAGGUGUAUGGGUUCAUUGAAGGAAUCAAGACCCCUUUCCCACUAGAGCAACCAGAUGCCUGCAAAGAACACGGCCUCGAGUGUCCGCUGAAAUCUGGGGUAACAUACAGCUUAGAGAUUACCCUCGCUAUAAAGCCAGCAUACCCUUCGAUUCAGCUCGUUGCACAGAUGGAUUUUAAACUCCCGGACGAUGGGUAUUUGUUCUGUUUCAAAUUUCCAAUGAGAAUUGCUGAUUGAGGUGUUGGAGUCGAGCGAUGGAAGCUCACGAGAUUUGAAAUUUUAGUUUCGAACGCUAUCAUGGAUGAAGAAACGUGAGGAGAAAAAAGUUGUUGUAAUUCAAAUUCGUAGAUGGAAUGAAACUGACUGUUGAUUUUGAAUAUAGCUUAUAGCUUUGGUAGAAGAUUUCAUCGAAGCAGUGCCGAUACGACAUUUACUAGCAGUAUGGAACGACUUAGGUAUGUAGCAUUUGCACAAAUUCAUAUGUAGCGGACUGCUGCCACAGUAAAUAAAAUAUCGGAGACCGUUCGUUUCGACGUUAAUUGUUGAGUGGAGUUUUUCGUAGAGAAAAGCAAGUUUGAAAUCACCUAUAAUAUACCGUAAAAUUUAAAGAUAUCAAUUUAUUUGGAAAAUAAAAAAUCCUUUUGCAAUUUUUA